AUGGCACCUUCCGAGAGUAAAGGUGCUCGUUUUUCGCCCGACGAUGUGACAGUGGUGUUUGUUUUGGGAGGCCCUGGAGCCGGCAAGGGCACGCAGUCCGAAAACCUGGUGCGGGACUAUGGUUUCAACCAUUUAUCUGCCGGCGAUCUCCUUCGCGCAGAACAAGUCCGCGAGGGAAGCGAAUAUGGAGAACUGAUCCGGCAUCAUAUUCGAGAGGGCACAAUCGUGCCAAUGGAAGUCACCGUGGCCUUGCUGUCCAAUGCCAUGGCUGACAUCCUGGACAAGGGAACCUCAAAAUCGAGCCCCGCUCGGUUCUUGAUUGAUGGAUUUCCUCGCCAGCUCAACCAGGCUCAUUUCUUUGAAGAAACCGUAUGCCCGUCCAAAUUCGUCCUUUUCCUCAGCUGUCCCGAAGAAGUGAUGCGUUCGCGCCUCAUCAAGCGCGGCGAGACGAGUGGCCGGGACGACGACAACAUCGAGUCAAUUCGCAAGCGAUUCCGCACAUUUAUCGAAACAAGCAUGCCUGUUGUGGACGAUUUUGAAAGUAAGGGCAAAGUCAUCAAGGUCGAAGCCACAGGAACGGUCGAUGAAGUCUACGAACGCAUCAAGGAAGAAUUCCAGAAGAAGGGUGUCUCAACUUUGUAA
Messenger RNA from Talaromyces proteolyticus, 642 nucleotides. RefSeq names its product uridylate kinase Ura6. Lineage: Eukaryota; Fungi; Ascomycota; Eurotiomycetes; Eurotiales; Trichocomaceae. Gene Ontology annotation, cellular component: cytoplasm; nucleus. The record is from RefSeq and is a predicted model, not a curated record. Gene Ontology annotation, molecular function: UMP kinase activity; ATP binding. Bases 1 to 642 code for a protein of 213 amino acids. Gene Ontology annotation, biological process: CDP biosynthetic process; UDP biosynthetic process; 'de novo' pyrimidine nucleobase biosynthetic process. The transcript has a single exon.